AUUGCGCCCGACCCUCCCAGUUCCCUUCCAUUUUUCUUCUCUCCUCCUUCUCUCUCCCCUCAGCACUCCACUUGUCACCUCAUCUCCAUCAUCAUGCUUGCCUCUUCACGGACUGCCGUCAGGCACGUUGCCAGACCCCAGAUCACUGCUGUCAGAGCUGCCUCCGCAUGGGCCAAGGUCGCUCAGGGCCCUCCCGACGCCAUCCUCGGCAUCACUGAGGCCUUCAAGGCUGACAGCCACCCCGAGAAGAUCAACCUUGGUGUCGGUGCCUACCGUGAUGACCAAGGCAAGCCCUACGUGCUCCCCUCCGUGAGGGCGGCGGAGAAGAAGGUCGUCGAGUCCAACCUGGACAAGGAGUACGCCGGCAUCACCGGUGUCCCUGCCUUCACCAAGGCGGCUACCCUCCUCGCCUACGGCUCCGACUCUGCUGCCAUCAAGGAGGACCGCAUUGCCAUCACCCAGUCCAUCUCCGGUACCGGUGCUCUCCGCAUCGGCGGAGCCUUCCUCCAGCGCCACUACCCUCACGCGAAGACCAUCUACAUCCCCACGCCCUCGUGGGCGAACCACAGGGCCGUCUUCCAGGACUCCGGCCUGAAGGUCGAGACCUACAGGUACUACAACAAGGACACAAUCGGUCUCGACUUUGAGGGUAUGGUCGAGGACAUUAAGAACCUGCCCAAGAACAGCAUCGUCCUGCUGCACGCUUGCGCGCACAACCCCACCGGUGUUGACCCUACCCCGGAGCAGUGGCACGCCAUCUCCGACGCCGUCAAGGCCGGCGACCACUACCCCUUCUUCGACAUGGCGUACCAGGGCUUCGCCUCGGGCGACACCAACAAGGACGCCUACGCCCUGCGCUACUUCAUCAAGGAGGGCCACAAGCCGUGCCUUGCCCAGUCCUUCGCCAAGAACAUGGGUCUGUACGGCGAGCGUGUGGGGUCCUUCUCCAUUGUGUGCGAGUCGGCCGAGGAGAAGAAGCGCGUAGACUCACAAGUCAAGAUUCUCGUCCGCCCGCUCUACUCGAACCCGCCGGUGCACGGCGCGCGCAUCGCGUCGACGCUGCUGAACGACGCGGCGCUGAACAAGCAGUGGCUGGGCGAGGUCAAGGGCAUGGCGGACCGCAUCAUCAAGAUGCGCGCGCUGCUGAAGAAGCACCUGGAGGAGCUGGGCUCCAAGCACGACUGGAGCCACAUCACGAACCAGAUUGGCAUGUUUGCGUACACGGGCCUCAAGCCUGAGCAAAUGGACAAGCUGGCCAAGGAGCACUCGGUCUACGCUACCAAGGACGGCCGUAUUUCCGUUGCCGGUAUCACCUCGGGCAAUGUCAAGAGGCUGGCUGAGAGCAUCUACAAGGUUACUGGUUAGAUGGGAGAGGCGGG
Molecule: messenger RNA, 1379 nt
Organism: Aplosporella prunicola CBS 121167
Lineage: Eukaryota; Fungi; Ascomycota; Dothideomycetes; Botryosphaeriales; Aplosporellaceae
Exons: 3
Coding region: 94-1365 (423 amino acids)
Biological process (GO): L-aspartate catabolic process; biosynthetic process
Cellular component (GO): mitochondrion
Molecular function (GO): pyridoxal phosphate binding; L-aspartate:2-oxoglutarate transaminase activity
Source: RefSeq, a predicted model, not a curated record